AUGGAUCCCAGAUUCUCUGUUUCUCGUGAAGAUCUGUACAGUUUACAGAUGGAAGUGAAGCAAGUGCAAUACACCCAGAGCAAUCAUGCCGAACGACUUUUACGAUUGGAAAAGAAGCAGGCGGAUGAUGCCGCGCUGAAGUCUGUCUGGAACUCUCCUUUUCCUGGUGUCUUGAGUGGCACGCCUCAGACAGGACCUGUUUCUAUUCCACACAAUGACAUGUUUGAUGACUUGGAUGAGCAAGGUGAGGAACUUUUAGGGUCUCUUCAUCUUGGGCCAGCAGAAGAAGAGCCGGUUCGUCGAGGGGCUGCUUCACGGGCCAAUAGUGUUCGGUUCGAUGAGAGCGCUUUGCACGGAUCGAGCUGGGGUGGCCCGAGUAACCGUCACUCGGGAGACUUUGGACCUGUUCGCCCUGGAAGCGGCUUGAUGAUGGAGCGCUCGUUGUCUCACAAGUCGGAUGGACGACACAGUUCGGCCGGGCACUCGGUGCACUCUCACCACUCCGUUGCUUCUGGUCGAGCUAGCAGUCUGGGACUUGAUAACAACUUUGCAGUUGGCGAUGACGACGACGACUCGUUCGAUAUCCCUGGACCGCCUCCAGCACUAUUUGUCCUGGGUACAGUGCCCUCAGUUGUGCGAUGUUGGCUGACCCCUAACUUUGGUCAUUCAACACUCCUCUAUGCUGACGUCUGCAGUGGUUCGCAAAAGUCCACAGUUGAUUUUUCACUGCUGAGAGAGUUGGAUCUAGUGGACGAAAUUCAACGUGACGUCGACGGCAUCUAUCGUGUGAGGCUGAACUUUUACUUCCCGGAGGCUGUCGUCACACACCACGGAAGCCGCUCUAGCAGCCCCCGAGGCCCAGUUCCUUCAAUUACCGUGUUCUUUGAAGUUCCUGGAAUUACUGAACAGCCCACCCAGCCCGUGGAUCGCAAGGCAAUCCGCAUCUUCUUGGGUAGCGAUGCUCUGAGAGCUCAUUCUGCGGAUAUUCUCUUUUCUCAGAACACAAUGACCCUUCGCGGCGACGAGCGAGAGCGAAUUCAGGUUCCAUUUGUCCGCCCAGAAGAUGAAAAUGUGUUCCGCAAUCUCUGCACGACCAACGUCCUUCCCGAAAAGCCCAAGCUGAAUGCCAAUGCAGCCCCCUUCAUCUCGGGUGACUUCAGCCAGGCCAGUCAGGAGAGCAUCCCUGAUAUGGAAGCCCCUCACCAGGACUAUGAAGCUCGCAGCGAGAUGUCCCCACUGGCGACUGAAGCAGCUCUGACUAAGCGCCCUAGCUCAAGAGGUAGCCUGUCCGGUGCAGAGAGUGAAAGAUCUCGCAGGGCUACAGACGGCGAAGAGUUGGACAUCAAAGAAUCUGCUGCUGGACAUGCCGCAUCUGAAGCCCCUCGACGAGACGGACCCUCAGCCAUAUGGGGAUCUUGGCGUCAUGGCCCAGGCAACGGAGCAGAUGGCUCGCAACGGGAUGCUUCAUUGAGCGGAUAUCAGCCUGCCGGUCGAGGUCGCAACAUGAAAGUCCUUAGGCCUCAGAAGUCAUCUUCCAGGACUGGCUCUUUAUUCGAUACUCCGCCUUCAUCCAAGGGAAUUGGAGAAGGACGGCGUAAGAGCCAAAUCAGUGUCGGAGAGAAUGGCGCCAGUCCUGCUAAUCGCUGGGAGGCGAAGCGCGUGGUGAGCGUGGGCAGCGACUAUAAGCCGCAGUCGCAACCACUAUCGCAACCACUAUCGCAACCGCUAUCGCAGCCAGCGCCGCCUACAAGCCGCGAAGGACGUACUAAUAGUACUGGCACCAACAGCAGCUUGCCCAGGUCGGCCAACCCUGUCGGAGUUGCUUCGGCGUUCUCAUGGAUGAAACCAACAACGAAGGUCAAGACAACCGCAGGCGCAGACUGA
Molecule: messenger RNA, 1884 nt
Organism: Fusarium sp. VM40
Lineage: Eukaryota; Fungi; Ascomycota; Sordariomycetes; Hypocreales; Nectriaceae
Source: the annotation of a GenBank genome assembly